Messenger RNA from Chinchilla lanigera (long-tailed chinchilla), 1447 nucleotides. It is a transcript of the gene Srd5a2, whose product is annotated as steroid-5-alpha-reductase, alpha polypeptide 2 (3-oxo-5 alpha-steroid delta 4-dehydrogenase alpha 2). Gene Ontology annotation, molecular function: 3-oxo-5-alpha-steroid 4-dehydrogenase activity. NCBI's taxonomy places the organism in Eukaryota, Metazoa, Chordata, Mammalia, Rodentia, Chinchillidae. The transcript is spliced from 5 exons. Gene Ontology annotation, biological process: steroid biosynthetic process. Gene Ontology annotation, cellular component: membrane. The record is from RefSeq and is a predicted model, not a curated record. Bases 20 to 784 code for a protein of 254 amino acids.
CCGCGGAGAGCGAGGCGCGAUGCCGGUCCGGUGUCAGGAGAGUACGGUACUGGCAGGUAGCGCCACUUUGGUCACCUUGGGGGUAAUGGCUCUAUGCGCCUCGGAGCCCUGGCCCUACGGGAAGUACAGCAAGAGGUCUGCGCCCGAGGCCACGCGCCUGCCCGCCCGCGCCGCCUGGUUCCUGCAAGAGCUGCCUUCCUUCUUGGUCCCCCUAGGGAUCCUUGUCCAGAAGCCCGGCUUUCUCUUCGGACCUCCCGAGGCUGUGCUUCUGGGGCUCUUCUGCGUGCAUUACUUCCACAGGACUUUUAUUUACUCACUUCUCACUAGAGGGAGGCCUUAUCCAGCCUUGUUCCUUUUCCAAGGAAUAGUCUUCUGCAUUGGAAAUGGACUCCUUCAAAGCUACUAUCUGAUUUUCUGUGCAGAAUACCCUGAAGAGUGGUACACAGAUGUUCGGUUUAGCUUGGGUGUCUUCCUAUUUAUUUUGGGAAUGGGAAUCAAUAUUCAUAGUGACUAUACCUUGCGCCAGCUCAGAAAGCCUGGAGAAGUCACCUACAGGAUUCCACAAGGUGGCAUGUUUACAUAUGUUUCGGGAGCAAAUUUCCUUGGUGAGAUUAUUGAAUGGAUUGGCUAUGCCUUGGCCACUUGGUCUGUUCCUGCACUUGCUUUUGCAUUUUUCUCGUUUUGUUUCCUUGGGAUUCGAGCUGUUCACCACCAUAGGUUCUACCUCAAGAUGUUUGAGGACUACCCUAAGUCUCGGAAAGCGCUUAUUCCAUUUAUCUUCUAAAGAAACCAAGUCAAACAGGAGCAAACCUCCCACAAUGACAGUGAAAACUGUCAAGCUGCUAAAACUGUGAUUUGUGAAAUUCCACUCUAUACAUAUAGUAAAUGUAUACAUACCUGUAUACGUGUAAUUAUGCAUAUAUCCAUAUGAUCCAUACAUAGGAGUAGGUCUCUUGUUCUGCCUGCCGGCCUGGGAAUUCUCAGUGGUGCCUGCUUAGUUUCCUCCUACCCUGCCAGGGAGACUGGCGACUGGAGACCCAGUUUCCUACUGCAGCUUCAGAAAGGUUUUUCCAGAUGAAAAAUCUCCUUAGCUAUCCCUGCUAUAAAUACAAAGCUUCCCUCCAUGUGUUUUUCUCCCUGAAUGAUCCAAAUCCAUGCGGCUUUCUCCUACUCUGAAUCUGUGUGGUACACCUCUGUAGUUGAGACUGUUUGGGGCUAAGGUAGUGCUCAGGAGCUUACUAAGGUAUACAUUUUGUACUUAUACAGGACAGCAGAGAUUUAAAUUGUGAAUAGAUGCAGAGCAUAGCCACUCCUCAAUGAAAACCUAGCCAUGCCUUCUCUUCGUUUGUUCAUAUAAAAUAGCAGGUGUUUAAUAAAGAAGCCUUCUGCUUAUGUGGCUGAAAAUAUAACUGGCAUGUUGACUCUAAGUAACAUUUGCAUAGUGUCU